This is a messenger RNA of Aedes albopictus (Asian tiger mosquito), 2407 nucleotides long. RefSeq lists its product as uncharacterized. Gene Ontology annotation, molecular function: oxidoreductase activity; copper ion binding. The transcript is spliced from 9 exons. The coding region runs from base 165 to 2255 and encodes 696 amino acids. NCBI's taxonomy places the organism in Eukaryota, Metazoa, Arthropoda, Insecta, Diptera, Culicidae. The record is from RefSeq and is a predicted model, not a curated record.
AAACAUUGUUGAGAUUGAUUUGGCCCAGUACAUUUUCGGUCUACUGGAAGUGAUUAGUUUUCGAAUGCAGCUUGCACAGGGAACAGCAGUAUUUUUUUUCUUUCUGUUGAAUAUAAUUUAUAACGACACAGUAUUAGGGACCUAUAUAUGCAUUGCUUAUAGUUAUGAGUCAAAUGAUUCGAUUCAUCAUUUUGACUGUCUUUGUGACAAUCAUCUCAAAAAACACUGCAGAUGGAUUCAUAACUUUUUCCCUGAAUUUGAAUAAACUUUGGUCGCACAAGAAAACAUCGAAAAUUGACUUAUUCAAAGCGCCACAAGCAUCCAAGCCAAUUCCACAACGGUUGAAAACCUACGAUGGACCAGAACGUGAUAGGGUGUGCAAUGCAACGGAAACACCUCGAGUAUGUUAUUUUUCAUGGAUUGCAGAAAACUAUGCAGCGAUGGGAUCAGCAUGCAAGGACUGCCGCUGGGGAAACCACACCGAUUGUUUCCACCCGCAAUGUAUCACCGCCGACGGAAUGGAACGCCCGGUGGUAUCGUUGAAUCGCCAAAUGCCCGGCCCACCCGUCAUCGUUUGCCGUAAUGACAUAAUUAUGAUAGAUCUGCUGAACCACAUGGAGGGAUCAUCGACGGCCCUGCACUGGCACGGAAUGCACCAGAUGCAAACUCCUUGGAUGGACGGCGUACCAAUGGUGACGCAAUGCCCGAUUCCCGCCGGGAACACCUUCCGCUACAUGUUCAACGCCAGCGAGCACGGUACGCAAUUCUACCAUUCGCAUGCCGGCCAUCAGAAGGCGAACGGCCACUUUGGACUGCUGGUGGUGCGUCAUCCGGUGGAUUUGAAUGCGAAUCUGUACGAUUAUGACUUGUCCGAGCAUCACAUCAUCAUCGCCGAUUGGACGCUGGAUAUGGCGGAGAAGUUCGUGCCGGGACUGCAAAGUCACACCAUCCAGAUGGAUUCGAUUCUGAUCAACGGACGGGGACGGCACUUUGACGAACAAGAACAAGAGCUUCAGCAAUCGCCUCUGACGGUCUAUCGAGUCCAGCAGGGGAAGCGCUACCGAUUUCGGAUGAUCAGCAGUGGCAGUCAAUUCUGUCCCUUCCAACUGCAGAUCGAAUCCCACCGGAUGCAAAUCAUUUCCACCGACGGUGGCGCCGUCCAGCCGGUUACCGUGGAUACGGUCAUUUCGACAUCGGGCGAACGGUACGACUUUGUCCUGCACGCCGACCAAAAACCAGGAGACUAUUGGGUGCGGGUACGAGCGGUGGGUUUUUGCAACAUCCAGAGAAAGGAAGAGUUUGCCAUUCUGUCCUACCGGUCCCAAAGCGAAAUCAGUGACGAAGAGUUGGCUUUUCCGCAGCAGGUGCCACCCAGUUGGGAUGAACCUUUUCCCGACGGAAUGAUGCUGAACCACCCAAACAGCACUUGCUACCAACCGGGCGAUCAGUUUGUCUGCGCUUCCGACCUGGAAGCUCACGAAGCGCAACGUGACGAUGCUCUAAUUAAUGCAGUUCCCGACAAAAAGUUCUACGUCGCUUUCAACACAUUUACUGCCGACACCAGUUUGCUGUUUUCCGACGACGGAUACGUCCGCUAUAUGACUGUCGCCCUAACGCUCAACAACAUUGGCAUCACGAACAACAUCAGCAUGGUGUACCCGCCAUUUCCACCGCUGACCCAGCCGGAUCUGCUGCCCACCAUGGAAGAUGCAUUCUGCAACAUCAGCCACCGUCCGGCCCACUGCCCGAUGGACCGCGCCUGCUUCUGCGUGCACCGUCUGAAGGUGGACCUCAACGACAUAGUGGAAAUGUCGCUAAUUGACGACGCCGAAGUGAUCAGAGAACUCUAUCACCCGUUCCAUCUGCACGGGCACCGCUUCAUCGUCACCGGGAUGGGUCAACUGCCCGGCCGGAUAAAACAUUCAUCCGAAAAGCUACGGUGGAUCAAAGAUGAGGAACUUAAACCGGUCGCCGAGCGGACACGUGGAAUGCCCGACGGACACAACCCACCCUACAAGGACACCGUGUCCAUCCCGAGCCGGGGCUACACGAAAAUACGCUUCCGAGCGGACAAUCCAGGAUUCUGGCUGGUGCACUGUCAUUUUGAGUGGCAUUUGGGCAUCGGAAUGAGCUUCAUUCUGCAGGUUGGCGAAAUCGACCAGAUGGUAAAGGCUCCAGCGGGCUUUCCCACCUGUGGCCACUACAAACCGGAAGUCGAAAGCAUUUUCUCGUUGAGGGCAGCGAACACAGAUUGACCAUCAUCAAAUGGUUUUCGAGAGCCAUCCGCCAUAUGACGGGAAGAGGUGAUUGUAGCAGAUUAGAAUCAGGAUUGCUGGGUCAUAAUAUUAGAUCUAUUGAUUAGGUAUCUGGACAGUGACUUAAAAUAAACGGACGUAAAAUAUUUCUA